GCAGAGCUACUGUGCAGCGGCUAGCUCAGUGCACCUGUCAUCUGACUUUUUAUAGGAAUACUCCAGUCCUUUACAAUGAAUCCUGCUCUCCCCGAGGAUGUGAAAACCUUGCUGACAGACUUGGAAACCUUUAUAUCAGAUGUUCUAAAGGGGGAGACUUUAUCAAAGAAAGCCAAAGAGAAGAAAGAAGUUCUGAUAAAGAGGUUAAAGGACAUCAAACACAGCCAUUCUCUAGAAUUUCAAGCAGAGACCGAUGAUCUAGAGGAGAAUGAUGGGUUUCCCCUUCCUCCUGAUGCUGUGUCUAUUGCCUCUGAUCGUGAUAAAGAUGAAGAGUUGCCAUAUGAUGGGAGCUUCUAUCCACUUGUUGCAGCACAAGAUCUUGAGUAUUUAAGAGCAGGAUACCUGGAAAAACGCAGGAAAGAUCACAGUUUUUUUGCAUCUGAAUGGCAAAAGCGUUGGUGUGUAUGUACCAAUUCUAUGUUUUACUACUAUGGCAGCGAUAAAGACAAACAGCAGAAAGGUGCAUUUUCUCUUGAUGGAUACAGAGCCAAAAUGAAUGAUACACUAAGGAAGGAUGCAAAGAAAGACUGCUGUUUUGAAAUCUUUGCUCCAGAUAAACGUGUCUAUCAGUUUGCAGCCUCCAGUCCUAAAGAAGCAGAAGAAUGGGUUAAUAUCAUCAUGAAUUCCAGAGGAAAUAUUCCUACUGAGGACGAGGAGCUUUAUGAUGAUGUGAAUCAGGAAGUGGAUGCUUCCCACGAAGAAGAUAUUUAUGAAGAGCUCCCAGAGGAAAGCGAGAAACCUGUGACCGAAAUAGAGACCCCAAAAGCAACUCCGGUGCCUGUGAAUAAUACAUCAGGAAAAGAAAAUACUGAUUAUGCCAAUUUCUACAGAGGCCUAUGGGAUUGCACUGGAGAUCACCCAGAUGAACUUUCAUUUAAACACGGUGAUACGAUCUAUAUUCUCAGCAAGGAGUACAAUACAUAUGGUUGGUGGGUAGGAGAAAUGAAGGGAACCAUUGGCUUGGUGCCUAAAGCGUACAUAAUGGAGAUGUAUGAUAUUUGAGAGGCCUGGAAACCAUCUUAACCCAAAGCACCUGAACAUUAAGAGACGAGACUCGCAAUAUUUCUCCAACAAUUGUGUGAAAUUGCUCUGAAUAUAUUCAAUUGCCAUUAGCAGCAUGAAGUACCGUACUGUUGCAAUAUAUUUACAAUAUAGGUAUAUGAAUAUAAAAAUGAUUGACUUUGUUCUUAAGGUGUUUUGACAUUUAUUCUGUGCCUAUUAAACUUCUAUUGCACCAGCCUGAGAUAUUAUAUAUUCCAAUACCGAAGCCAUUCUUUUUCUUGUUCUCUUGACUGCAUAGAUAUACAUUAGAUGAAAUGUGAAUUUCCUGCAGUCAUGUAUAGAUUCUAGAAUAACCAAAAUAAAUAAGAGCAUUUAACUUUAACAAUUUUAUUACAGGUAUGGGUUCUGUUAUCCAGAAGGCUCGGGACAUGGGGUUUUCUGUAAUUCGGAUCUCCAUACCUUAAGUCUAUACACCAAUUUAUACCCUAUAGGAUUUUUUUUCCUCCAAUAGGACUUAUAGUAUAUAUAUAUAUAUGUAUAUAUUAUAUAUAUAUAAUAGUCCAAGAUACUGUUUUAUUAUUACAGAUAAAAAGGAAUUAUUUUAUUAAAAUGGACUCUAUGGGAGAGAUGGUCAUCCUGUAAUUCUAAGCUUUCUGGAUAGCGGGUUUCAGGAUAACGGAUCCCAUACCUGUAAUAUGUUUAAAAUGCAAAUGUUCAGUGUGUUUUCUUUUUCUUCAGGUCACUUCUAGUUAUAAUUAGAAUUUCUAAUGUCUUUUAUGUCACUUUAUUUAAGAUUGUUUAAAUUAAAAAAAAAGAUGUCUAGUUACAUAAGCCUUUAUUGUUAAUGUGUGUGGCUAUUUAAAAGGAGUGCUUUAAAAAUAAAUGUUGAUAAAGCUU
Messenger RNA from Xenopus tropicalis (tropical clawed frog), 1959 nucleotides. It is a transcript of the gene skap2, whose product is annotated as src kinase associated phosphoprotein 2. The record is from RefSeq and is marked provisional. Lineage: Eukaryota; Metazoa; Chordata; Amphibia; Anura; Pipidae. Gene Ontology annotation, cellular component: cytoplasm.